Messenger RNA from Rana temporaria (common frog), 1336 nucleotides. It is a transcript of the gene EMP3, whose product is annotated as epithelial membrane protein 3. Lineage: Eukaryota; Metazoa; Chordata; Amphibia; Anura; Ranidae. The record is from RefSeq and is a predicted model, not a curated record. Gene Ontology annotation, cellular component: plasma membrane. Bases 178 to 669 code for a protein of 163 amino acids. The transcript has 5 exons.
GUCUCCUCAAGUUUUGGAGAAGGGAGGAGUGCCUUAGUGCAAACAACUUUGUGUAAACUCGCUCUCAGGCAUCACUUGUAAGUGAACAGAGGUCUACAGACACAGGCGGGGUGUGCAAGAAAAGCAUCUCUUUCAAGAGGACUAUUUAUACGCUUUUUACUUAGAAACGAUUUAAAGAUGAGUUAUUUGCUGUUUGGAGUAACUGCCCUGCACAUCGUCAUCUUGAUCAUCCUCUUCGUUGCCACCCUUGACAAUUCAUGGUGGGUACUUUCAGAAGAUGAAACACUGAACCUCUGGCAUGACUGUAUUUAUAACAACAGCUCAGAAAGUUGGAUGUGCUCUUCUGUGUCAACCAAUGAAUGGUUCCAUGCUGUUCAAGCUCUGAUGGUCCUGUCGGUCCUUUUCUCCAGCUUCUCCUUCAUGUUAUUCAUGUGUCAGCUCUACACCAUGGAUAAAGGUGGACUCUUUUAUGCCACAGGUGUCUUCCAGAUACUUGCAAGUCUUGCUGUGUUCUCGGGAGCAGUGAUCUACGCAAGCCAUGUGAAGGAGUUUCAUCAAGACAAGCCUGAAGGAGGACAUUUUGGUCACUGCUUUGUGCUGGCCUGGGUGGUCUUUCCUCUCAGUUUAGUGAGUGGAAUCAUGUACAUUCACCUGCGAAAGCGGCAGUAACACCAGAAAAACAUCUUCUUAUUCCACAUAUCAGGAGAUCUUUGCCCAGACUGUGUGGGAUGGAAUACUGUCUCUGGGGUUUCAGCUGGAUCCGCCUGCUUUGGAAACUUGUGGUCCACCAAAUUUUAAACAUCGCCAUCAUAAUAAUUAAAGGCACUGUUGCUAUCCUUAUCGAUCUCCAUUCCAUGGCCUGCUGUGGUCCUGGAUACUGCAAAAAUGUUAUAGUUUAUGUACGGCUGGAUUCAGAAUGGAUUUCCUCAACAUUCCUCAUGAAGACAACCCAUCUUAUUACAUUAUACCUUCAUUGCUAUUGUAUGCAGAGCAAUAUAUGUUUCUGCUUUUGCAUACCCUCAGGGAACAGCCCCAUGCAACAAAAGCCAUAUAAAACAGUGUUUUUGCCUUUUUAAUGUAGGCCAACAACAGCAGAAAGAAGGACAAAAGGAAUUGCUUGAUCUCAAAUUGAAUAUUGUUACUAUCAGAUUAAGUACAUUUACACAUAACUGAAAAUAUAAGUAUUAUUUCAUAUUCAAAAUAUUUUAGUUAGGUUUUGCUUAUUUUAGUCUAAAAAUGGAUAUACACACUCCCACUUUGCUUUAAUAAUGAGAAUAAUUUUAGUUUUAGUUUUUUUUAUAUGUUGUGUAUACCCAGUGUCAAAUCUGCAGUCAUC